GACGACAUUAGUAGUGAGCACGAGCGCUUUCUGUUUCAAACUAGCUAGCUGACUGAAGAAAGGACGCUCUAUCAUGGCCGAUUCCUCUCCGAUGCCCGAGCUGCCGCAGGAGAGCAUCGACGACGUGUUGGAGCUGAACAAAGACCUGGAGCGAAUUAUAGAAGCCGUUGAGGACUUAUCAGUGCAGCUCACCUGGAUGGGCUACGACAUGGUGGCGCUGCGGACCAGUCCCGAGCUGGGCACCUCCAUGCAGAACCUGAGCGAGGCCUUCCAGAGAUGUCACGCUAUCAUCUGCGGAGACCACGAACCGGAGCCAGAGAGCGGCAGCUGAACGGACCUGCAGCCGCCGUUCAGACGUCAUCCCCCGGGUUCAGCUCACGAGACGACGAUCCUGCUUCUGGCUGAAAAACGUCACCAAAAAAAUUGUAUUCAGUGAUGUACAGACUUAUUGUUGCCUUCAACGUGCUGUGGGGUGUAAAGUAUUCUGAUGGCUUCAGCCUCUUUAAUUUAAGAAUAAAGAAAAAGAAAAAAAUGAGAA
Molecule: messenger RNA, 538 nt
Organism: Pseudoliparis swirei
Lineage: Eukaryota; Metazoa; Chordata; Actinopteri; Perciformes; Liparidae
Gene: syce3
Product: synaptonemal complex central element protein 3
Exons: 3
Coding region: 74-331 (85 amino acids)
Biological process (GO): reciprocal meiotic recombination; synaptonemal complex assembly; spermatogenesis
Source: RefSeq, a predicted model, not a curated record